This is a messenger RNA of Manihot esculenta (cassava), 2100 nucleotides long. Its product is annotated as F-box/kelch-repeat protein At5g60570. The record is from RefSeq and is a predicted model, not a curated record. The transcript is spliced from 2 exons. Gene Ontology annotation, cellular component: nucleus. Bases 643 to 1773 code for a protein of 376 amino acids. Gene Ontology annotation, molecular function: protein binding. Lineage: Eukaryota; Viridiplantae; Streptophyta; Magnoliopsida; Malpighiales; Euphorbiaceae.
AUCAGUUCAGCUUCUUUCUGAUACUGCGAUACAGAACUAUCAGAUACCUCUCUUUCUUUUAAGCUCGCCGGACUCCGGCGACAUGUUGGACGGUACACGCUUGCCGUCAAAUUACCGGUGACCUGAAAUCCGAGAUCCGGUCUUUUUCUAAUUAUUUCCGGUAAUAAUUCUGUUUGGAUUGCUGGACACCAAUUGGAAUAAUUUCCCGGCAAAUCUUGGUAAUUCGGUCAUAUUGCUGGGAUUCUGUUGUAUUCUUUGUUGGUGAUUAUUUUCUCUAUACUUUCAGCGUAAUUGCUCAUAUUUCGACUUCUGGUUUUCAUUUUAGAACUUACAUACAAAAAAAAAGGGGGGGGGGGUUUAAGUAUACUUUGCUUGGGAAUUGGGUUGGAAGAGUGAAAUGGCGGUAUAUAGUAUUGAUUUGUUGAAUUGAUGGAAGGGAUAAACAGAUUGAGAUUGGUUGUCUUCAAAGAUCGAAAUUGGUUUUCAGGGUAUUGGGAGCAUAAUCAAGAACUGUGGCAUAAGUGUAACUGUUUGAUGAUUAAUCAGGACUGUUUUCCUUCAGAGGAACUUGCUUGAUUUUUCUUGGGAUUAUAGCAAAGAUUGGUUAACAUACAGAAAAGUAUUUGUUUAGAUUUCAAAUUGAUGGAGGAAGAAGAGGAAGUAAUGAGUCAUUCAAUAAUAAAUACAAGGGGAGGAGUAAAUGAUGGUCGUAUGCGAUUAGGAUCAAGUGAUUCACUCUUCCCUGGUCUUAUUGAUGAUGUUGCAUUGAAUUGUCUGGCCUGGGCUUGUAGAUCAGACUAUGCCUCAUUAUCAUGUAUAAACAAGAGGUUCCAUAAGCUAAUUGAAAGUGGAUAUUUAUAUGGGCUAAGGAAGCAAUUGAGUAUAGUAGAGCAUUGGGUGUAUUUAGUUUGUGAUCCAAGGGGUUGGGAGGCAUUUGAUCCUGUGAGAAAGAAAUGGAUGGCUUUGCCUAAGAUACCUUGUGAUGAGUGUUUCAAUCAUGCAGAUAAGGAAUCGCUGGCUGUGGGUAGCGAAUUACUUGUUUUUGGGCGGGAGUUGUUUGAUUUUGCUAUUUGGAAGUAUAGUUUGAUUCGUCAUGGUUGGGUCAAGUGUGAAGGCAUGAAUCGUCCCCGGUGUUUGUUUGGAUCGGGUAGCUAUGGUUCUGUUGCUGUUGUUGCAGGAGGAAGUGAUAAGAAUGGGAAAGUUUUGAAUUCAGCAGAGUUGUAUGACUCUUCAACCGGCAAAUGGGAAAUACUACCAAACAUGCAUUCGCCACGUAGAUUAUGCUCUGGUUUUUUUAUGGAUGGCAAAUUCUAUGUGAUUGGUGGGAUGUCAAGUCCCACUGUUUCAUUGACUUGUGGGGAGGAGUAUGAUUUUCAGACAAGUAAAUGGAGGACUAUAGAGGGUAUGUAUCCAAAUGUUAAUAGGGCUGCUCAGGCUCCUCCACUUGUUGCCGUUGUGGAUAACCAGCUAUAUGCCGUUGAGUAUUUAACUAACAUGGUGAAGAAGUAUGACAAGGUAAAAAACACAUGGGAUGUGUUGGGGAGGCUACCUGUGAGGGCCGAUUCUUCAAAUGGUUGGGGCUUGGCUUUCAAGGCUUGUGGAGAGGAACUUCUAGUUGUGGGUGGGCAGAGGGGCCCAGAAGGUGAAGCUGUUGUUCUUAACUCUUGGUGUCCAAAGUCUGGAGUCAAUAAUGGAACUUUGGAUUGGAAAAUUCUCGGUGUGAAGGAGCAUGUUGGUGUGUUUGUUUACAAUUGUGCUGUUAUGGGUUGUUGAGGAUUCUUUUAGAUGGACUCAACAAAGGGUGCAGGUUACUUCAAUUUGACCUGUACUUUUAGAGUGCUGCCUGAAUGUUAAUUGAUUGACUAGAAUUGAUUUGUCACUGAGAUAGCACUUCUCUAUAUGACAAUCUGGCUUCCUUUCUUAACAUCCCUGUAUUGAAAUUUGUGUGUUUCACUUCAAGGUUCUGCAUUUUAUUUGCUUUGGAGAGUACUGAGUAGGGUUACUGGGGUAAAGCUCUGUUCUCUCGUUUUCUAUUUUCUUUUUCCCCCUUUUAGUUCCAUUCUGAUCACAGCUAAUAAAUUGAAAACCAUUAUUAUUUCC